UACGUAUGUAUGUAUGAGAGAGCGAAGGAAGGAAGGAAAACAUCGUGUGUACCAUGUGUGGCCCGUGGGCGGUGCGUAAGUGUAAACACCCUGUAUAGAGAGAGAAACAGAGAGACACGGAAAGAGUAAUUUAAUUUUUGUGUAAUUGGCAACAUUUGUUUGAAACAAUUCUCGCUGCGUCCCAUAAUCCAAUCCCCGUCUAGUGACUUUAAUAAAAUGUCGAAAAUGUCCAACAGAAAACCAAACAAACUGAACUUCUGUGCAUUCUGAGGGAGUCCCAAAGUUGGUGGAAAUCCGCGAGAUUCGGGCACCGGCCGUGCGCGCCCCCCUAUGAGCCAGUGAAAGUUUACCAAUGAAAGAAGGUUAGAAAUGUGUACCACAACAAAUUUUGCAUACUGGCAGGUAGAAUCUCAAAAUGCAGCCGAAGACUUACAUAAUUAUUCCAUCCAGAAUGUGUUGCAAGACUCAAAAAAUUUGAAAAUACGGAAGCCCAUGUUCUUCAUGAACAGCUUAACCAAGCAGGAGGAUACCUACGAUAAGUCCCCUGAGAAGCUCGAGAAACAUCUCAUAUCUCCGUUUGCCACCGUGCAAUUGACCCCCGACGAAUACAAUCAGAUCAUAUCGAAGAGGCACGAGACACUCACCCACAAGGUUGAACCUAGUGCUGCUGAGCAUCCUGCCCCAACUAAGAUAAGGCCCUUCUCGUGUGCCGAGUGUGGCAAGACUUUCCUCUUAAAGCACCAUCUCACCACCCAUGAGAAGACCCACAGCGGCAUCAAACCACACAGCUGUCAUCAUUGCGGCAAGGCAUUCACCCACAAACACUGUUUGAACACUCACCUGCUGCUGCAUUCGAGUCAGAGGCCCUACCAGUGCAUUGAAUGCAAGAAGAGUUUCACUCUGAAGCAUCAUCUUAUCACUCACAGUCGGGUUCAUAGUAGAGAUCGCCCGUUCGUUUGUAAAGAUUGCGGUCGGACUUUUCCGUUGAAGAGGCACCUGGUUACCCACAGCAAAUUCCAUGCAGGAGAGCGACCACACAUUUGUAACGAAUGUGGCGAAUCCUUUGCACAGAAGGAUCACUUGAUUAUGCACUCUAGAUUCCACGGCUCUCUGAAUUCAUUCGUUUGCCACGACUGCGGCGCAUCGUUCACACGUAAAUUCGAGUUGGUUAACCACCACAGGUUGCACGGAAAGAUGCCACAUUCCUGUCCGAUUUGCCAAAAGGAAUUCCUGCAGAAGAGGACUCUGAUCACACACAUGAGAUACCACAAUGGUGAAUAUAAUUUUACGUGUCCAAGUUGUGGGGAAACGUUUCAAACGAAAUCCGAGCUAAAUCUCCACUCGAAAAUGCACCACGAAGCGAACGCUUUAGAAAAACCAUUGGCUUGUACAGAAUGCGCGUUAACUUUCAAUUCCCGCGAAGCUUUGGCGUUGCAUAUAAAGUUGCAUAGUGGAGAUUCCCUGUUAGUAAACGAUUUGUGUACAUUAACCGCUAGUUUGCACCACCAGAAUUUCCCAAUAAACAAUGGCAUAAGUAGCAAUAGUUAUCAGUAUAACAAAACUGUCGGCUACACCAAUAAAAUUAGUACAGUGCAAAAAAGUAAACCGCACAUUUGUAAAAUAUGUUCGAGGGCUUUCAGUGCAAAGCAUGGUUUACAACAGCAUAACAAAAGACAUCCAGAGGGCACGUGCGCCCUUAAGUCACACGUCUGCUCCUACUGCAACAAGGGCUUCUACCAGAAGAAUCAUCUGCUGUUGCAUCAACGCCAGCACAUGGAGCUCAAGAUGAAGAGCGAAGACAUCAAGUCCGAUAUUCCAUCGAUCAAGAACGAAUCCUCCAACAAUGAGUGUACCAGUUUAACGGAUUUUUCAUAACUAAUUUUCUUCAUGCACUUGCUGAAUGAUUUUGCUAAAUAAUUUGUUAAUACAAACUAUUGAUUAAUCAAAUCAAAAAAAAGAAAAGAAAGAAAAUCUUAACAAACAAGGAAGAAAAUUAGUAGUAGUAGUAGAAGAAGGAAAGAAGUGAAACAACUAAAAACUACACGUUUUCGUUCUCCCCCCCAUUUACGC
Nicrophorus vespilloides is the source of this 2070-nucleotide messenger RNA. Its product is annotated as gastrula zinc finger protein XlCGF8.2DB-like. Gene Ontology annotation, molecular function: RNA polymerase II cis-regulatory region sequence-specific DNA binding; DNA-binding transcription factor activity, RNA polymerase II-specific. The record is from RefSeq and is a predicted model, not a curated record. The transcript has 4 exons. Bases 370 to 1875 code for a protein of 501 amino acids. Gene Ontology annotation, biological process: regulation of transcription by RNA polymerase II. Lineage: Eukaryota; Metazoa; Arthropoda; Insecta; Coleoptera; Silphidae.